AUGCCGGUGAUGAGAGGGCUGCUGGCCCCACAGAACACCUUCCUGGACACCAUCGCCACACGAUUCGAUGGCACCCACAGCAACUUCGUACUGGGAAACGCCCAAGUGCAGUCACUCUACCCCAUCGUGUACUGCUCUGAUGGCUUCUGCGAACUCACGGGCUACGCUCGGGCCGAGCUCAUGCAGAAGAGCUGUGCCUGCCACUUCCUGUACGGCCCUGAGACCUGCGACCGCUUCACAGCGCAAAUCCAAGGAGCCCUGGACGACCGGCGUGAGUUCAAGACCGAAUUGGUCUUCUACAAGAAAGAAGGCACGCACUUCUGGUGUCUUCUGGACAUUGUGCCCAUCAAGAACGAGAAAGGUGAGGUGGUCCUCUUCCUGGUGUCUCACAAAGACAUCACUGAUAAGAAGAAGGACCAGGAUUCGGAACAAGGACCUGACACAGAUGAGGAGACGGGUCUGGAGGUGCAUCAGGUGACUCGGCCCCCCGGUUUUAACGCCAACCGCCGCCGCAGCCGAGCUGUCCUCUACCACCUUUCGGGGCACCUGCAGAAGCAAGACAAGAGUAAACUCAAGCUCAACAAUAACAUGUUUGGGGAAAAACCUCCAAUCCCGGAAUACAAGGUAGCCGCCAUCCAGAAGUCACGCUUCAUCUUGCUCCACUACGGCACCUUCAAGGCCGGCUGGGACUGGCUGAUCCUACUGGCCACCUUCUAUGUGGCCGUCACUGUGCCGUAUAAUGUGUGCUUCACUGUGGUGGGUGGGAGAGACGAAGGCAGCGCCCCCAGAAGCCCCCCUAGUGUCAGCGACAUCCUGGUGGAGAUCUUGUUCAUGCUAGACAUUGCGCUGAACUUUCGGACAACCUUUGUGAGCACGUCGGGUCAGGUGGUAUAUGACGCCCGCUCUAUCUGUGUUCACUACGUCACCACUUGGCUCUUUGUGGAUCUCAUCGCUGCCCUACCCUUUGACCUCCUCUAUGCUUUCAACAUCAGCGUGUACUUUGGGGUCCACCUGUUGAAGACGGUGCGUCUGCUUCGCCUGCUCCGGUUGCUGCAGAAGUUGGAGCGUUACUCUCAGUACAGCGCCGUGGUCCUCACCCUGCUCAUGUCCAUGUUCGCCUUGCUGGCCCACUGGAUGGCUUGCGUGUGGUACUUCAUCGGACGAAAAGAGAUUGAGAGUCCGGGUUCCUGGGACAUUGGUUGGCUGCAUGAGUUGGCCAAGCGUUUGGGGACACCUUACUUCCUGUCGUCUUUGGCUACGCCUUUCCCCACUUCCUCCGGCGUAGUCUCGGCCAACAGCAGCCAGUGGAACGAAUCGGGCUCAGAGUCGGCGGCUCAAGGUCCCUGGAACUCCAGCCAGUAUGGAGGGAACACAUCGGCUGGCGAGGGCACAUCGGCGGGAGGUUCGGGGGUUCUGGGCGGAGGCCCGUCCAUGCGCAGCAGCUACGUGACAUCGCUCUACUUCGCCCUGAGCAGCCUAACCAGCGUGGGCUUCGGGAACGUGUCGGCCAACACAGACUCAGAGAAGAUUUUCUCGAUCUGCACCAUGCUCAUUGGUGCGCUGAUGCACGCCGUGGUGUUUGGCAACGUGACCGCCAUCAUCCAGAGGAUGUACUCACGUCGCUCGCUUUACCACACGCGCACCAAAGACCUGAAGGAUUUCAUCAGGGUGCACCGAUUGCCCAAAGCCUUAGAGCAACGCAUGCUUGAGUGUUUCCAGACAACCUGGUCGGUCAACAACGGCAUCGAUGUCAGUGAGCUCCUGAAGGACUUCCCGGAUGAACUACGGGCUGACAUCGCCAUGCACCUAAACAAGGAACUGCUCCAGCUCCCGCUCUUCGAGUCGGCUAGCAGGGGGUGCCUGCGCUCGCUUUCGCUCAUCAUCAAGACAUCGUUCUGCGCACCCGGCGAAUUCCUCAUCCGCCAAGGUGAUGCCUUGCAGGCCAUCUACUUUGUGUGUUCGGGUUCCAUGGAAGUCCUGAAAGACAACACUGUGCUCGCGAUACUGGGUAAAGGAGAUCUGAUUGGCUCUGACUCGCUGACAAAGGAGCAAGUGAUCAAGACCAAUGCCAACGUCAAAGCGUUGACCUACUGCGACCUGCAGUACAUCAGCCUGAAGGGCCUCCGAGAGGUGUUGCGACUGUACCCGGAGUAUGCCCAGAAGUUCAUCAGCGAGAUCCAACAUGACCUCACCUACAACCUGCGUGAGGGCCAUGGCUCAGAUGCUGACUGGGAAAGUAAUGGCGGCCUGGUAAAGAAGCUUCCCUCAAUACGGGAGGACGAGGAAGGGGCCGACGAGGAGCAGAACUUGGUGUCCCGCGCUCCCCGCUCACCUUUGCGUCUCAGCCGUGGGAUCAACUCGCCACUGCGUUCCCCUUUGCUACCCCCGAGACCCUUCCGCGCCCCCGCCGAGCAGUCCCGACCAGUCACUUUGCAGAUACCUGUGGUCAGCUUUUCAGGCGCGCCUGCAGAGCUCAGCCCCAGGUUUGUGGACGGCAUCGAGACGGAAAACAGUUCCAUCUCCACCCAGAAGUUUGAGUUCAGUCCAAGCAUGUCACCUGCAGCCCCACCGUCACCUUAUCUAGGCAGUCGAGAGUCAUCCGAGAUCAAGCAGAGUGUAUGCAAAUUGUCAGAAGAGAUGAACAGCCUCUCCAGACAAGUAUCCAAGCUCAGCCAGGAGCUUCUGGAAAUGACGCGUCUGCUCAAGCCCCUUCUCCAGAGAGCGCCGCAGCCCCUCUUGGUGGCCACCGAGACAAAUCUGACCCCGCCUCCCAGCAGCAGCGUCAGCCGGCUGUCGGCCAGCGCCAGCUUAACGGCGCCCGCUCCCACCACGCCCUGCACCCUCCUGAGAUCAGACACUCAUUCCUUAUUGGACGGUGGGGACGUGGAGGGCGUGGACUUGCCACAAUGCCUUCUCCCCACUCCUCAUUCACCACAAAGGCCUAAUUCCUCGCCACCCCCGUGCAACAAUCACCCCUCACCAAAGGAAGGACUUUUUGAGGGGUCCCCAGUCUUGGCGUCCUCCAGUAUGUUUUUGUGUUCUCCGCAUGACCACCCCCCGCUAGCGUCAGGCACUCCAUCACCGUCUCUUUCCUUCUCCAUGUCCCUCUCCUCCACUUCGUCCCUUUCCUCCGGCCAACCGUCCCAGCAGGCCAGUUCCGUCAGUCGCCGAAGCCUGCUCCCACCGCCUCCUUCCCAGGACACGCCUCCUCCGCCAUGGCGCUCACACUUCUCCGCACCGGCAUCUCUUGCAUCCUCGCCGGGAGACCGUUGUUUGAGACCGUACCCGUCCGCCCCGCUGGUGUCGCCAGUUGUCGCAGCUCUACCUUCCCUCCUCUCCCUGACUUCGUCUCUGGACUCACCGAGCAGAAAAUCCGGAGAACUCCGCUUUGCUCGGGCUUCUAACUCGCACCUUCAUCGAGAGACCGGGCGGGGGGACGAUGCGCCCCAGGAGAUGGAGAUGCAGGAAUGGCGGGCUGAAGCGGGUGAAGGGAAAAUUUCCUCUGAGCGCAUCAGCUUCAUCGAUGAAGAUGAGCCGGCUGUGUGAGGGGUAGCAGGACAGAAUGAAACAGAAUCAAAGGAGACGAGAUCAGGGAAGCAAUGGCGCUACAACAGCACUCAUUGUCUUAAGGGGUGUCCAAACUACAGCCCAAGGGCUUUUUGCGGCCUGCUGUCCAUUUUAUCCCAGCCCGCGGCAAAUACUAAAAUUAACAAUUGAAGCGACCCUGCAUUGUACAACUUCACAUUCUAGAGUAGCAAGCCAGAAGAGAAUAACAGCAAUUAAUUUUCUUAUCUGUCAUUUCCUUGUUUUCAAGAGAAUUAUGAUUGUUAAGGUGUUGUUCAGAUUGCUCUUGCUUUAGUCUAGAUGAGAUUCUGCUGCGGCUCAGUGCAAGAGCGGAUCUGUUCUCAUGCUACCAGCCACCCAAAAAUCCCAGAAAAUCCUUCAGUCUUUUAUUUACCAGCGGGCAUAUUUUUACCUGUACGGUUUUGGCAUGUUGAAUUGCAAAGUGGCCCUUGGCAGAAAAGGUUUGGACAUCCCUGUCAUACAGUAUCUCAGCGGUUGGCGGUCCUUCCCUGCAGCGACUGUAGCAGAACCUCCUUGUGGAGGAGCACUCCAGUUCAAAGUCACAUUUUGCUG
Molecule: messenger RNA, 4137 nt
Organism: Syngnathus typhle (broad-nosed pipefish)
Lineage: Eukaryota; Metazoa; Chordata; Actinopteri; Syngnathiformes; Syngnathidae
Gene: kcnh3
Product: potassium voltage-gated channel, subfamily H (eag-related), member 3
Exons: 15
Coding region: 1-3546 (1181 amino acids)
Biological process (GO): regulation of membrane potential; potassium ion transmembrane transport
Cellular component (GO): membrane
Molecular function (GO): voltage-gated potassium channel activity
Source: RefSeq, a predicted model, not a curated record